Molecule: messenger RNA, 1668 nt
Organism: Candidula unifasciata
Lineage: Eukaryota; Metazoa; Mollusca; Gastropoda; Stylommatophora; Geomitridae
Source: the annotation of a GenBank genome assembly
AUGUCGGCCUUCAGCAACUGUAUCGUUGAGCAGGAACACUCACAAAUCUUCAAGAUGGGCGGCAGUUAUGUUGUUCAGGCCUUGUUGACAGACUUAUAUCAGAUUACGAUGGCGUAUGCGUACUGGAAAUGUGGCAAAAUGAACGAUGACUCUGUCUUUGACCUCUUCUUCCGCAAGAAUCCCUUCCAGGGCGAGUUUACAAUAUUUGCUGGCCUUGAGGAGUGCAUCCGACUUCUUCAAGGCUUCCGUUUCUCUGACAGUGACAUUGAGUACCUGAAGAUUGUCAUGCCACCAACAACAGAUCCAGAAUUCUUCAACUACCUGAAAACGGUCUCGGCAAAAGACAUAACACUGUCUGCUGUCCCAGAGGGAGAGGUGGUAUUUCCUAAAGUUCCCCUCAUCACGGUUACAGGGCCGUUGGCCGUGGUGCAGCUGUUGGAGACACCGCUGCUGAACCUCGUCAACUAUGCCAGUUUGGUAGCCACAAAUGCAGCUCGGUUUAGACUGGCAGCAGGACCAGAUAUAGUGUUGUUGGAGUUUGGAUUGAGGAGAGCUCAGGGACCAGAUGGAGGCUUGUCAGCAUCCCGGUACUGUUAUCUUGGAGGUUUUGAUGGGACGAGUAAUGUUCUAGCAGGGAAAUUGUUUGGUAUCCCAGUCAAGGGGACCCAUGCUCAUGCUUUUGUUACCUCAUUCAUUAAUUUACAGGAGGUUAAGAUUAGGACACUGAUGUCUGCUGAGGGCAGCAGAGAGGUGGAUUUUGUGGAUUUAUGUUUGAAAUACCAGGCAGAGCUAUCUUCUAUAAUAGACUUCCUACCUGACCAAGUUGUGGAAGGAGAACUGGCAGCAUUUAUUUGCUACGCUCUUGCCUUCUGCACUGGUUUCCUAGCCUUAAUCGAUACUUAUGAUGUUAUAAGGAGUGGCCUUCCAAACUUCUGCACCGUGGCUAUGGCCUUGCAUGAACUUGGCUACCAAGCUCAAGGCAUUCGAUUGGACAGUGGGGAUCUUUCCUACCUGUCACAGCUUGUCAAGUCAAAGUUUGUGAAAAUAGCUGCACAUUACAGGCUGCCUUGGUUUGAAAAGCUCAGUAUUGUGGCAAGUAAUGACAUCAAUGAAGAUACAAUACACUCUCUUAAUCAUCAGGGCCAUACAAUCAGUUGUUUUGGGAUUGGAACCCAUCUUGUCACAUGCCAGAAACAGCCAGCUUUGGGGUGUAUCUUUAAGUUGGUAGAGGUCAAGAAGAAGGCCAGGAUUAAGCUUAGCGAGGAUGUGGACAAGGUGACAAUUCCAGGCCAGAAAAGCGUGUACAGGUUGUAUGGUGCUAAUGGGACAGCACUAGUUGACCUCUUACAAAGCUCCACAGAGCCUGUGCCUCAGGUUGGACAGCGGGUUCUCUGUCAACAUCCUUUCCAGGAAACAAAACGAGCAUAUGUAAUACCAACAGCUGUCCGGUCUUUGCAUGUCACAUGGUGGAAGGAUGGGAAGGUGGUUCAGUAUUUACCAACUCUGGGGGAGCUCCGGGAGAAAGCCAAGCAGUCUUUAUCAUCGGUCAGACCUGACCACAAGAGGACAUUGAAUCCAACACCUUAUAAGGUGUCUGUCAGCUCAGCCCUGUACACGUUUAUACACGAUCUGUGGCUGGAGAAUGCUCCAAUAGGAGAACUCUCCUAA